Molecule: messenger RNA, 1022 nt
Organism: Sinocyclocheilus grahami
Lineage: Eukaryota; Metazoa; Chordata; Actinopteri; Cypriniformes; Cyprinidae
Product: mitotic-spindle organizing protein 2-like
Exons: 4
Coding region: 112-516 (134 amino acids)
Cellular component (GO): spindle; centrosome
Source: RefSeq, a predicted model, not a curated record
UCUUCUCCAGACCAGAUGGUGGCAGUAAGUAUUAUUGCUACUUUGCCGUAUCAAGCAGUGCAACAAACCCGGAGGAAGGACGCUAGUGCACUAUUUGUUUAGGUGACGCAGAUGUCACAGUCAGCGCAGCCCGGCGUGAUGCCUUCAGCCCCGGACUCCCCAUCUCUGAGCGUGACCGUCAGCGGGAAUGUGCAGAAAUACAGCAUCAAGAAGAAAAAGGUCUUAAAUGCGGAGGAGACUGAGCUGUUCGAGCUCACUCAGGCUGCUGGGAUAGUCAUGGACCAAGAGGUUUUCAAGAUCAUAUUGGACCUGUUAAAGAUGAACGUUGCUCCUCUGGCAGUCUUUCAGACCCUAAAGACCAUGUGUGCGGGGCAGAAGGUCUCUGAAACAUCCACUGGUGACACAUCCACUUCGUCUCACACCGCCACUGCACCUUCAGAGUCUAGAGCUUGGUUCUCUCAUCCUUUUUUUAAUCCUGAUGCUUGCGAGUUCAAGGUCUUCUCUUCACUCCCAUGAACUAUUGCAGUACAUUUCUCAUGCUGACAUAACUAAUUCCUGCCUCAGCUUAAUAGUGCCGUAUAUCUGUUCUCAUUCUCAUGCCUCGUCGAUUGUGCCUGCGAUUUGCGGGCUCAAUGCUCCGAAUAUAGGGGUGAAAUGCCCCAGAUCUGCUUCCUUCAUGUGUCUCAUGGACUCUGUGACUCUCAUCCAGCUAUAGAGUCCUCUGCUUCUCAUGGUAAAUGAAUGUCUGUUAAUGGUGUGUGUCAAAUGUGACACUGUAAUGCACUAGUAAACCAGCAUCCUGCUAAAUUUUCUAUCACCAACACUGAAAAGCAUGCAUGUGACUGUCAACUUCAUAAAUGGAUGGUGUUUGCCACUUCAUCACUGAUUUUUACACUGAAUACAACUGAUUUAUGUCACCUUAUCUAAAUAAUGUCCCUCAUAUGUGACCUUCUCCAUCAUUUUGAGUCAUUUUGACACAGAAACACACUUUUCAGUUUUAUGCAAUGAAUAAAAGUUUUAGU